This is a messenger RNA of Effrenium voratum, 1264 nucleotides long. The record is from the annotation of a GenBank genome assembly. NCBI's taxonomy places the organism in Eukaryota, Dinophyceae, Suessiales, Symbiodiniaceae.
UUUAGGUCGACUGCGAAAUUGAGCCAGUGCGGAUGCGAAGCUUUCGGUAGGUAAAACACGGCCCUUUAAAGGGGCCAUGCCGUGAGCAAAGCUCCAUUAGGUGGACGGAUUGGAUAAACCUACCUGGUGCAAAGUGGAUUUGGUCCAACCGCUGUGGCCUAUGGCUCAUCUUUUAGGUGACACGGCCCCUCACGACCCCUCGGAAACUCCGCUGCCUAUGGUAGUCCCCAAGAAUAAGCUGGGGCCUCCGAGACGCCGGCGAGCUGCAGGACCGCCUCAUGGCGCGCCGCAGCAAAGGUGCGCGGGGAAGCACCUUGGCAGAGGACUUCGCCAGGGCCUACGGGGACCAAACCUUGCAGGGCCGCUUCCGCUUCCGCUGCCCCGCGUUCGACAAGUCAGGAGAUGAGGAAGAGCCGGAGCUUUUGGAGGGUGGGCUUACCGCUCUCCUGCAGCUUCGCUCGGAGUACUUUAACGCCAUGUUCUCUGGUCCCUGGGCCGAGAGUCGUCACGCUGGGUCUACGGCGGUGACCGUGUACUGGCCGCGGGAGCAGAUGGCGCGUCUGCUGGAGUUCCUCCACGGCGGCAGCUUUGUGGCCAAGGUGGAGGACCUGCGCGUGGCCAUGGAUUGCGCGAGCUUCUUCGGGGUGCCGUCCCUGCUGCAUCACGUGCGGGAGUGGGUGGCCGCCAACCUCAAGGUAGCAACGGCCCCUGCCUUGUGGAAGUUCGUGGAGAGCGAGCCUCACUUGAAGGACACAGAGUACUGCGAGGAUGCCGAAGAUGUCGAGGCCGCCUGCUUCGAGUUCCACCUGGAGCACUUCGCCGAGCUUGCUGGUGUGAAGGCUUGGGAGUCCUUCGGAGACGAGACGAACGACGCGGCGGAAGAGGAGCCUCCCUUGCACAACUUGAGUGUGGACCUCUUCCACAGGCUGCUGAUGAGCGGAUUGGUGCGACUGCCAACAAGGCAGCUGAUCUGUGUGGUCGAGCGCUUCGCUCGCGCCAAAUGUUCAGAUCCGAGCUCCACGGAGGCCUUUGGUCAGCUCUUCACCAGCCUCAUGCCGCCUGCUGUGAUCUUCAACCGCGACUGUCGCACGGCCUUGCUGCAAUCCAACGAGAACGUCGAAGUGAGGUCUUUGAUCGCUGUCUAAUUCACCGAGCCAUGAGAGGGCUGCCACGGGUCUCUUUGGGGACCACGGCGAGAAGGGUGUGCCAUGGUCAAGAGGUCUUUGCUUCAAAGUGCUGGACCCGUAAUGUUUGCAUGUGAUGG